This is a messenger RNA of Macroventuria anomochaeta, 483 nucleotides long. RefSeq lists its product as uncharacterized. Lineage: Eukaryota; Fungi; Ascomycota; Dothideomycetes; Pleosporales; Didymellaceae. Bases 1 to 483 code for a protein of 160 amino acids. The record is from RefSeq and is a predicted model, not a curated record. The transcript has 2 exons.
AUGCCUUUAGCAGGUGGAAGUGAACCAUGGAGUUCAGCGGUCGAUUUGUUGAGCUUCUUGGGCUAUGCCAACAUGUCCGCGAUGCAGCAAUGCCACAGCAUGCGCUGGCUUGAUGGCCUCCUUAUUGUGGUCCAGACGCAAAGAGCAGGUUGUGCAUGCCAGGACAGCCUUCUUCACCAGUACAACAAUAGUCAAGGCUCCGGCUUGGUUGCCGCGCCUUCUAUGCAGCAGCGGAUCACUCAGAGAUUGCCACAAUUGUCAGGUUCCCUGGAGGGCGAACUGCAGCCCCCUGAGGUGUGGAUAGCUGAAGGCAUCACUUGCUACUACCAGGUUCCGCUGUCACACCUUGAAAAGGGUCUCCGAUACGUGGACUUCCCUUCGACCUCCACAUUCGCCUCGCUCUCCUACCUAGUUCAUCAUGCGUUCUCUCGAAUUGUACACGUACGUGCCAAAGUCUCGAUGGCGACCGAGGCUUACCCGUGA